UUCUAAUUGACAGCACACCUUGUAUAAACCUUGUAUUCUGACAGACCUACCCGCCAACGUGACAGUGGAUAUGUCGGGUGAGGCAUUCAUAGGGGAGCGACACAACCUCACGUGCCACGCAUCCAGUAGCUUUCCUCCACCGGAAGUCACGUGGCUCGUCAACGGUGUGGACAUGACAACAGUCGCAAUCACUGAGAGUACCUUACCCACAGUCGACGGAUACGGAGAGGUGUGGAGUUACCUAACCCUGGAUUUGGACAAGUCCAUGAACGGACGGCUUGCGGAGUGCGUCCUCUCAUACCGGGGCUGGGAUAACGCCGUGAGAGCCACGUUCACCAUACAGACACUGUAUCGAGGUGGCUACGCGAAUUCUGGGACCGUUUUCGACAAUCCUGGCGCUAUCUUGUUCCCCGGAGCUUCCAGCCUCACUUCCGGUACAGAAUCGUCUUUUUCCGGUCAAGGUUACGGUGCCAACCGCACGGCUACGGGGUCACGUGGAAUGUUCCUUAUUCGGUUCCUGAAGCAGUCAGCCACAGAAAACAUCAACUGGGAGCUCCAGCAGUUCCAACCAUAGUCAACCGCCGCCCGGACAGAUUAAACAAUUGAAAUUAGACACAUUACCUCAGUUUUUAUUACAAUUUUCUCCAAAAAAAAAACACCCAUAAAAUUAAAAAAGACAGCAAACAGUCCUCACAUUGAACAGGGGGAAUUUUCAACACCUGUAUUCUUUAAGUACUACGACAACUCAACCCUUGCCCAUUUUCUAACACUUUUAGGUAGAAUAGCAUGUAUUAUAACUAAAUUAUUUAAAUCUCGUUUUGAAUUAUUAACUAUUAUUAGAAAGUACUGUGUGUAUUUUAUAUUAUUCCAAUCAAUCUUGACUGUAAUUGUUUACGUUUGUUUCUGUGUAACCAUAUGUAAUGGACAUAUUUCAUUAUCUUAAAACUUUCUGAAAUGUACAUACUCCUUUACUAUGUCAUCGUCAUUAUAGAAGUGUCUAUUGGCAUAAUGAUUUUAGAUUUUAACAAAAAUAAUCAGUGAGUAAGAUGAUAAUAGGGUAUGUUUUACGUAGCUUUCUUUUGGUUCCCACAAAUAAAAAAAAACACUAAGGAAAACAGUAACCUAUUUCCAAUGCACAAAUGUUAAACGAUUAUGUAUAAUUGCAAUAUGAGGCAGAGCCAUACCUGUUUGAUUUUAAAAAGGAGAUGCAUGAGAACGAACCAAAAAUAAUUAUACAUUAUAAAAAAAUCUCCAUACAUUUAGACAACAUCUUUUUAUAUGAAAAAGCAAUACUUGUUUCAAAAUUUUAUUAUACUUACAAUUCUACUUUAAUGGUUUUUGUUUUAAUAAUUGCGUUUAGUUGUUUAGUAUCUUGGAUUGGUCAGUGUGCCGUUCUAACUGCAAUCGGGGCCAACAUGUUCUUCCAGCCAUCGGUGUCAAUAAUGUUCUGACAGCCAUCGGGGCCAACACUGUUCUGACAGCCAUCGGGGCCAACACUGUUCUGACAGUCAUCGGUGCCAAUACUGUUCUGACAGUCAUCAGAGACAACACUGUUCUGACAGCCAUCGGUGCCAACACUGUUCUGGCAGCCAUCGGGGUCAAUACUGUUCUGACAGCCAUCGGGGCCAACUCUUUUCUGACAGUAAUCGGGGCAAACACUGUCCUGACAGCCAUCGGGGCAACACUGUUCUAAAAGCCAUCGGGACAAACACUGUUCUGACAACCAUCGGUGCCAACACUGUUCUGACAGCCAUCGGUGCCAACAUUGUUGUGUCAGCCAUCGGGACCAACAUUGUUCUGACAACCAUCGGUGCCAACACUGUUCAAACAACCAUCGGUGCAAAUACUGUUGUGUCAGCCAUCGGUGCCAACACUGUUGUGUCAGCUAUCGGUGCCAACACUGUUGUGUCAGCUAUCGGUGCCAACACUGUUGUGUCAGCCAUCGGUGCCAAUACUGUUCUAAAAGCCAUCGGGACCAACACUGUUCUGACAACCAUCGGUGCCAACACUGUUGUGUCAGCAAUCGGGACCAACACUGUUCUGACAACCAUCGGUGCCAACACUGUUGUGUCAGCAAUCGUUGCCAACACUGUUGUGUCAGCAAUCGGUGCCAACACUGUUGUGUCAGCCAUCGGUGCCAACACUGUUGUGUCAGCCAUCGGUGCCAACACUGUUGUGUCAGCAAUCGGUGCCAACACUGUUGUGUCAGCAAUCGGUGCCAACACUGUUGUGUCAGCCAUCGGUGCCAACACUGUUCUGACAACCAUCAGUGCCAACACUGUUCUGACAACAAUCGGUGCCAACAUUGUUCUGACAACCAUCGGGACCAACACUGUUCUGACAACCCUCGGUGCCAACACUGUUCAAAAGGCCAUCGGGACCAACACUGUUUUGACAGCCAUCGGGGACAACGCUGUUCUGACAGCCAUCGGGACCAACACUGUUCUGACAACCAUCGGAGACAACACUGUUGAAUUGUUAUUUGUUUAACAGAUAUUC
Mya arenaria is the source of this 2499-nucleotide messenger RNA. RefSeq lists its product as uncharacterized. Lineage: Eukaryota; Metazoa; Mollusca; Bivalvia; Myida; Myidae. The transcript has 4 exons. The coding region runs from base 71 to 574 and encodes 167 amino acids. The record is from RefSeq and is a predicted model, not a curated record.